GUCGGGCUGGCGAGCCCUGCCGGAGCAGACCGGCAGCGGCAGCCAGCGGAACCUGGUCCCCGAGCGCCGCCGACCCCGGGCCGGGCUGGCCCCUCUGCUGCCCCGGACGCGGGCCAUGCCGCCGCGGGAGCUGAGCGAGGACGAGCCGCCCCCUUUGCGCGCCCCGAGCCCCACUCCUCGGCGGCGCAGCGCAACCCCGGAGCUGGGCAUCAAGUGCGUGCUGGUGGGCGACGGCGCAGUGGGCAAGAGCAGCCUCAUCGUCAGCUACACCUGCAACGGGUAUCCUGCGCGCUACCGGCCCACGGCGCUCGACACCUUCUCGGUGCAAGUCCUGGUGGAUGGAGCCCCGGUGCGCAUUGAGCUUUGGGACACGGCCGGACAGGAGGACUUUGACCGACUUCGGUCUCUCUGCUACCCGGACACCGAUGUCUUCCUGGCGUGCUUCAGUGUGGUGCAGCCCAGCUCCUUCCAGAACAUCACCGAGAAGUGGCUGCCCGAGAUCCGCACUCACAACCCGCAGGCACCCGUGCUGCUUGUGGGCACCCAGGCCGACCUGAGGGAUGACGUCAACGUACUGAUUCAGCUGGAUCAGGGUGGCCGGGAGGGCCCGGUGCCCCAGCCCCAAGCCCAAGGUCUGGCUGAGAAGAUCCGGGCCUGCUGCUACCUCGAAUGCUCGGCCUUGACGCAGAAGAACUUGAAAGAGGUGUUUGACUCUGCCAUUCUCAGUGCUAUCGAGCACAAAGCCCGGCUGGAGAAGAAACUGAAUGCCAAAGGAGUGCGCACCCUCUCCCGCUGUCGCUGGAAGAAGUUUUUCUGCUUUGUGUGAGCAGCUGGGGCAGCAUGGCAAGCGAGUGGUAGCCAGGAGGCCAGAGACUCCCGGAACCUGGGGCAUGGGGCCUUCGAGGGGGUUACUGGCAGGGCCUGGCCACCCCAUGGGACUCAGUUCCCUACUGAACCCUGGGCACAUGGGCUUCUGACUGCCUCCUCUGAUAAGCCAGGAUGCGCCUGGGCCUGGAAGAGGGAAGGCUCUGGUUUAGGUUUCUUUGGCUCACAGAGAAAACCAGCACUUUUGAUUUUCAUGGGAUGGUCUUAAUUAACAGUGUCAGCCAUCUCCAAGCAGUUUGGGAUCCAGUUCCCAGUUUCUUAGGUCAGCCCCGCUGAAUUAGGAUGCCUGGUGGUGGUCUUCAGCCCCCUUCGUAAGGGUGAGCCUGGGGAACCGCAGGUCACCUGGGGGCGCUGGAAGGUGAUCAGCCUUGAUUUGGUGAGAAGUUUGGGAUGGAGUGGGUAAGACAAGGCCAGCGAGAGACUGAGAGAGGAGCAGACAUCGAGGCUGGGAGCUGUGGGACAGGAGGCAGAUCAGAGGGCUGGGCCUAGAAGGAGGAAGACAAGGAGAGAGGGACAGGUGGAGCAGCUGUGGAGCAGGCUGACACCUGGGCUGCCCUCACCUCCCGAGGCCAGGGAGGGCGGGGCUGAGCCCUGGGAAGAACUGGGUCUCAGGACUCCCUAGGCACUGCCCAAACUGGCUAGGCCAGCAGUGGGGCAGGAAGUGAGAGUCAACCCCAGCAAAGGGAGGGGGAGGAGCUGCAAAUUAGAGCCUGGAGGAGGAAGGGGUGGGGGUCAUCCCUUUCCCCAAGGUCAAGGUUGCAGGAACCCUAGAAGGUAAAGCAGCACAGCCUGCAAAUAAAACCUUCCAUUUCUGAA
This is a messenger RNA of Chinchilla lanigera (long-tailed chinchilla), 1701 nucleotides long. RefSeq names its product ras homolog family member V (gene Rhov). The record is from RefSeq and is a predicted model, not a curated record. Gene Ontology annotation, biological process: small GTPase-mediated signal transduction. Gene Ontology annotation, molecular function: GTPase activity; GTP binding. The transcript is spliced from 3 exons. NCBI's taxonomy places the organism in Eukaryota, Metazoa, Chordata, Mammalia, Rodentia, Chinchillidae. The coding region runs from base 116 to 826 and encodes 236 amino acids.